CAUCUGCGCGAGACCGGACUCUCGGAUAUCCCCAUCGGCCCCCUCUCUAUUUCCCAUCUUGCAUAAAUACCUAACGCAAUGUCCUACUUAAACACAAACAGCGCGAACGUGAUUGUUGAUCAUGACCUUCGCAACGCUCUGAUCAGAACCAACAUAGCCCUGCUUCAACGAGAGAUUCGUGAGAAAAAGAAUUGGUACACUAGCCGCCGUGUCGUAGUUCGGAAGCGCAACGGCCGCAUCCACCUUUCGCGGCUCGGUUCGCGGAAACAGACCGAGUACGUCCCGGUAGACUUCGAGGAGGAAGAGGAUUCCCAAGACACUAGCAGCUUCACGCUGGUCGACGAGACGUCGUCCUCGCGGUCGGCUAGCUUCAGCUCUAACUACUAAGCCCACUCCGCGCCCCCCGCCCCCCCUUCCCCUGCACCAUGGCGCCGGACGGUGCUAUCGCCAGCUCCCGGCCCGCGCCGCAGCAGUGGCUCAUGGGUACGGAGGCCUUCGAGCGUCGCAUGCCGCACCACGCCAGCAUGCGCGCGCUGUGGGAGACCAAGUGGCGGGAACCGUGCUGGAGGUCGGUGUACCCUUUCCACGACGGCGCCUUCGAGGAUUUCGAACCGAUAUUUCUAGACCUGAUCGCCCGGAACGUCAACGACGGCACCUCGGACGACUACACGCAGAGCUUCAUACCCACCGCGAAGGCCCUCGAGAGAAGCGGCGACGCGAUCGCUGCUCGCGGAGCCGAGGGCGCCAAGGACGAGGCCUCGCGUCUGUAUCUGCGCGCCGCGUGUGUCCUACGUAUCGCCCGCUUUCCGUAUAUCACAGGCUUCCCGGUCCCCAACAACCCUGCCAAGUGGAGCGCGUGGGAACUUCAGAAGGCCAUCUACUCCAAAGCAGGAUCUUUGUGGUCGCCGUCCCCUCUAGCCGAAGUCCUGAUCCCGCAUAGCUUCGCCCAGGGACGCGAUCGCGACCGUAUCCCGGCCUAUGUCCGAGUACCACCACCAUCAUCAUCAUCAUCAUCACCAUCACCCCCUUCUCAGGUAUUACCCAACGGCGACGCGAAACACCCGGCCGUCAUCCUCUUCACGGGCCUGGACGGCUACCGCCCGGACAACACGGCGCGCUGCGAAGAGUUCCUCGCGCGCGGCUGGGCGGCCGUCGUGCUCGAGAUCCCAGGCACAGCCGACUGUCCGGCGGAUCCGGCGGACGCGCGCUCGCCCGACCGGCUGCUGGACAGCCUGUUGGCGUGGAUGCAAUCGGACGGGCGGUUCGACACGCGGCGCGUGCUGUGCUGGGGGCUGAGCAGCGGCGGGUACUACGCGGUGCGGGCGGCGCACACGCACCGCGAGGAGCUGCUGGGGGUCGUCGCGCACGGCGCCGGCACGCACCAUUUCUUCGCCCGCGAGUGGCUCGCCCGCGCCGACGGCCACGAGUACCCGUUCGCGCUCGCGCCCGCGCUGGCUAUGAAGUACGGGUACGGCGACGACGUGGAGGCGUAUGUCGAGGGUUCGCAGAGGAAGUUUUCGCUGUUGGAGACGGGGGUCUUGCGGAUGCCGAGUACGAGGUUACUUCUUGUUAACGGAACGCAUGACGGGCUCAUGCCGAUUGAGGAUUCGAUGCUGUUGUUCGAGUACGGGUCGCCCAAGGAGGCGCGUUUCUUCACCGGUGCGUUGCACAUGGGAUAUCCUAUGGCAAAUGCGUCGGUAUAUCCCUGGAUGGAACAAGUCAUGGCUUCUGCGAAGUGAUUGUUAUAUCGAUGUUGUAUUGGGUUUACGGGAUGGCAUCAGGUGGUUGGAAUUGCAUUUGGGCGUUUACAGGGUGAUGUGAAGGUAUUCGAGAUUUCUGGAAGAGGAUGGGUACUGUAAGAAUAAAAUAUGCU
Daldinia caldariorum is the source of this 1873-nucleotide messenger RNA. Its product is annotated as alpha/beta-hydrolase. The coding region runs from base 426 to 1739 and encodes 437 amino acids. The record is from RefSeq and is a predicted model, not a curated record. NCBI's taxonomy places the organism in Eukaryota, Fungi, Ascomycota, Sordariomycetes, Xylariales, Hypoxylaceae. The transcript is spliced from 3 exons.